Molecule: messenger RNA, 1215 nt
Organism: Acanthosepion pharaonis
Lineage: Eukaryota; Metazoa; Mollusca; Cephalopoda; Sepiida; Sepiidae
Source: the annotation of a GenBank genome assembly
AUGCAGUGUGAUAAUGUGACUGCAUAUCUGAACUUGACUGAUCAACCAGUUACCCAGCCAGGUCCAUCCAUCCACCUCGCUAUCGAUCACUCACUCACUCUUACUCUCCCCACCAUAUAUUCCUACAAUGUCUCUUUCCUAUUGUCAUCUUUCUUUUUCUUUUCUUCUUCCUCUCUUAUGUAUUUUUUUCUCUUCUAUGUCUUUCUUCUUAUACUUCUUGGUUCCUCCUUCUUUUUCUCCUCUCAGUGUUAUUGUUCAUCACUCUCUUCUUCCUUCAUUUUGAUUUUUAUUCUCCUGUCUUUCUUGUUCAUUCACCUUCUUUCUUUCUUUUUUCAUCACUUCUUUUAUAUCUGUCUUUCCAUCACUUCAUCUUUUUUCCUUUACUUUAUUCCUUCCUUUUCUUUUAAUAUUUUUGUUUUCUCUCUUUCACCACUUCUUGACUUUUUCUUCUGUUGCUGCCUCUUGAGUUUUUUUUCUCUUACCUCUCCUUGUCAUUUUUUUUACUUAUGGAUUCUUGCCUCUUUCCUCUCUUACCGCCCCUUGCCUCUUUUCUUCUCUUACCGCCCCUUGCCUCUUUUCUUCUCUUACCGCCCCUUUUUUGCCUCUUUUUCUUCUCUUACCGCCCUUGCCUCUUUUCUUCUCUUACCCCUUUGCCUCUUUUCUCCUCUUCUUUUUUCUCCUCUUACCGCCCUUUUCCUCUUUUCUUCUCUCUUACCGCUUGCCUCUUUUCUCCUCUUACCGCCCCCUUGCCUCUUUUCUCCUCUUACUUACCCCUUUGCCUCUUUUCUUCUCUUACCACCCCUCGCCUCUUUUCUUCUCUUACCGCCCCUUGCCUCAUUUCUUCUCUUACCGCCCCUUGCCUCUUUUCUUCUCUUACCACCCCUUGCCUCUUUUCUCCUCUUACCACCCCUUGCCUCUUUUCUCCUCUUACCACCCCUUGCCUCUUUUCUCCUCUUACCACCCCUUGCCUCUUUUCUCUUACCACCACCCCUUGCCUCUUUUCUUUUAUUACCACCCCUUGCCUCUUUUCUUCUCUUACCACCCCUUGCCUCUUUUCUUCUGUUGUCUUACUACAUUUUGUCAUUCUCUUACUGCUUUUUGCUUUUUUCUUCUCUUACCAUUUGUUCUUUUCCUUUUGUCUUUCUUUUUUUUUCUCUUCCCACACCUCCACAUCCUUGUCCUCCUUCCCUCUUCUUUAUCCUUCAAGCACCAUAA